Molecule: messenger RNA, 1410 nt
Organism: Neltuma alba
Lineage: Eukaryota; Viridiplantae; Streptophyta; Magnoliopsida; Fabales; Fabaceae
Product: F-box/kelch-repeat protein At3g23880-like
Exons: 1
Coding region: 69-1265 (398 amino acids)
Molecular function (GO): protein binding
Source: RefSeq, a predicted model, not a curated record
CUAGAAUGCUCUCAUUUGAUAGCGACGGCUUUCGUCUGUGCCUGUGAGUGUCCUUCGGGUCGACAACCAUGAAGCAGACGGUGAUGAGUGACGCCGCGCCCUUCCUUCCCAAAGAAAUAAUGACCAAUAUUCUCAAGCGCCUUCCGGUGAAAUCCCUUAUGCGAUUCCGAUGUGUCUGCAAGCAUUGGAAAGAUCUCUUCAAGACCCCGUCUUUUAUCUCUGACCACCUCUGCCACGUCAGUCAUCAAAACCCUUCUGUUCUGUUUUUCCAGAGUUAUGGAGCUAAUCCUUUGCAGUUACGUUUGCUCGAUUGCGAGAUGCAAGUCCGUGAUGUUCAGAAGGCACCUCAGUUCGAUUCCUCGCCGAGCAUGUCCGUUAACAUCAUUGGUUCCUGCAACGGUUUGCUCUGUGUUGAAGUCUUGCGGCGUGGCAUAACUCCUAAGUCCCUUUUACUUUGGAAUCCUGCGACUAGAGAUGUCAGAGAGGUGCCUAGCUCCAGAGCUAUCGAUUAUGGUGGGUGUAAUUGUCUGUUAGGAUUUGGGUUCAGUCCAUUAGUUAAUGAUUACAAGAUAGUGGCAAUCGCUGUUGAUUAUAGUGAUAUAACGGUUCGUGGAGCGGAAGCCUAUUCAUUAAGUAGAGAUUCAUGGAAGGAAAUAGAAGUUGAAAACUUAGAGGAUGUAACUCCUUAUCGUGAUAGUGUCUCCUCUAAUGGGGCUAUUUUUUGGUAUGGGUCAACACCAGGCGAGGAGGAGGAAGAGGAGGGGGAGGAGGAGGAAGAAGCUGAUGGAGUUAUAGUUUCAUUUGAUAUAGCAAUGGAGGUGUUUACUUUGAUACCAUGGCCUCCAUUAUCCGGUAAUCCAAGUUUUACCUUAACUGUGUAUGAGGACAACAUUGCCAUGAUUACUGAACUUGGAAUUGGAGACUUCCCAACCAUUGAAUCUUCAAUCAUUGAAUUGUGGGUGGUGGAGGAAGACAUUGAUUCAUCUGGGGAGGGAUGGAAUUGGACUAGGAAAUUCACCAGCGGCCCUUGUCCUUGGACAUUUCAUCCUGGGACCAUUUGGAGGGAUGAAAUUGUCACGUCUGGAACUGAAAUUGAUCGUGAAACACUGGAAGAUGGACCAAGAAGUGGUCUAUGUAUGUUCAAUGUCACUACCAAUGAAUUUAAGAUGCUUCCUAUCCCCAAUCAUUGCUCUUGUUGUGUUUUUCUUAAUUAUGUGGAAAGCAUUGUGCCAGUUGCUAGCAUCCAGAAUAUUGAAGAGCGUUGAUUUUAAAGGCUCACUAUUAUAUUGCAGAUGUGCCUUGUAUAAGUAUUUUUGGUAGAAAUGAAUCUAUGGCAUUUUAGAUCAUUAUCUACUUGCAAGUUUAUUUAGUGAUGUUAUCUACAAUGAUGAAUUCAGGUAUUGAAUGCUU